AUGCCGCCCAAUGUGGCCAGCCAGAUAAAGGAUUUCAGCGAAGUGUCUGAAGGAUGCGGCGUGCCGCUGGGAGUCGAGGUGGAGCUCCAAGUCGCUCACAGCACCCAGAUUUGGAAGUCCCUCGUGAGCUUCACAGCGGGCGCUGCAUACGGACUAACCUCCGUGGCAGUCGGGCAGCCCUUCGACACAAUCAAAACGCGCAUGCAGGCGAAGCCCGAUGCCGUCCGUGCAAGCGCAUGGAGGGUGGGGGCAGAAAUUCUGCAGAACCAUGGGCCACUGGGUUUGUACAGAGGAGGGCUUCCUGUCGUGCUUGGUGGCACCAUGUUUCGAUCUGCGCAGUUUGGCUUCUACGACUUUGCUCUCAGGCAUCUCAGAAGUGCGACGCCUCCAUACAAGAUUGGCUUUCUUGAUUGGCAGAUAGCUCUGGCUGGUGCCAUGGGAGGCUUCGCCCGUGGUGUCAUCGAGGCUCCUUUUGACUUGGUGAAAGUCUGCAGGCAGGUCGAACAUGCGUGGAGCUUCCGGACCCUGCUUCAUGGCUCUUCCGUCACCAUCGUGCGCAACAUGGGGCUCUUCAGCAGCUUCUCUAUCUACCGUGAUAUACUGUCCUCCCUAAACCCUGCCGGCAUCCCACCAUUCUGGAUGGGUGCAAUCUGCUCAAACAUGGCAUGGCUUACAAUCUGGCCUCUUGACGUCAUCAAAAGCCAAAGGCAGAGUGGCAACUUCGAUUCCAAGAGUUGCUGGACGCUGCUGACGGAGGCUGCUCGGACCGGCCUCCUCUUUCGGGGCCUAGCCCCCGGUCUCCUACGGAGCACAUUGGCCAACGGGACUGCCAUGGUUGCAUACAAGAAGGUGGAGGAAGUGGCUGAUGUGACAUUGCCGCGGUGGCGGUGA
Messenger RNA from Symbiodinium necroappetens, 891 nucleotides. The record is from the annotation of a GenBank genome assembly. NCBI's taxonomy places the organism in Eukaryota, Dinophyceae, Suessiales, Symbiodiniaceae.